This is a messenger RNA of Closterium sp. NIES-65, 1539 nucleotides long. The record is from the annotation of a GenBank genome assembly. Lineage: Eukaryota; Viridiplantae; Streptophyta; Zygnematophyceae; Desmidiales; Closteriaceae.
AUGGGGGGAGCAACGGGGGAGGACGGGCCUAAGUAUGAAACGGCGCACGAAGCGGGGGGGAACUCAGGGAGCGGGGCGACAGCGCAUGGGGCGGGGGAGAACGCGGGGAGCGGAGCAACAGCGCACAAUGCGGGAAAGGAGGGGGGUGAGGCGGCAACAGCGCACGAGACGGGGGAGGAGCGGGGCGAGAUUGCGACAGUGCACGGGACGAUGAGGGAGGGGAUGGCGGUGCUGAUUGACGUGAACGGCGAAAAGGCGUCUUUCGCCAUGCUGCAGCGAAACAGAACCGCACGGGUGGGCAAGCAGCAGUGCUCCCUCGCGCCCCUCAUAGGCUGCCCCUAUCGUCUAUCCCUCUUCCCCCCUUCAUCAUCUCUUCUUCCCGUGCCAACUCUUCCCCCUUUCCCCAUUCUCCCCUCCUCCCCUCCCCGCGCCCCCCUCUCCGCCCAGAACUGUGCGGGUGGGCAAGCAGCAGUGCUCCCUCGCGCCCCUCAUAGGCUGCGCCUAUCGUGUUUCCUUCGUCUCCCCUUCAUCCUCUCUUCUUCCCCUGCCAACUUUUCCCAUUUCUCCCUUCCCCCAUUCCCACCUCUCUGCCUCCCCCCUCCCCAUCCUCCCCUCCCCACCCCCCUCUCCUCCUCCCCAGCACCGUGCGAGUGGGCAAGCAGCACUGCUCCCUCGCGCCCCUCCUCAGCUGCCCCUUUUGCUUCCCCCCACUCCCCCCGCCCCUCUUCCCCUCUUCCCCCCAGCACCGUGCGAGUGGGCAAGCAGCAGUGCUCCCUUGCCCCCCUCAUAGGCUGCCCCUUUGGGUCUGUCUUUGAGCUGCGCAUGGGGGGAGAGGAGGGCGCAGGGGGGGGCGGGGGGGAGGGGGGAGGCGGAGAGGGGGAAGGCGGAGAGGGGAGCCAAGCGAAGGGCGCGGGAGGGGAGAAGGAGGAUGAUAAGGGCGAUGGGGGGAAGGGCGGAAGGGGAAAAUGGGGUGGACGGGUGGGAGGAAGAGGUGGAGGGGGGAGGGGAGGGGGGAGAGGAGGAAGGAGGCCGCAGCUGGUGCGAGUGUCAAAGGAGCAACUGAGGGAAGGUGAGCAAGCAGCAUCGGGCCAUGAGGUGGUGCGGGCACUGGCGGCCAACAGCGUCUCCUUCCUCUCCAAAACCGACUUCGCCCAGGAGAAGUAUCUGAGGAAGAAGCAGAAGAAGCACGCUCCCCGCCUGGUCGCCCGCUUUCCCACAGCUGACAGCGUGUGCGAAGCGUACUUCACCAAGGCGCCUGCCAGGAUUGGUUUCCUCCGCCCUGACAGCCUGGCGAUGCUGCUAGCCAUGGCCAAUGUGGGAGCGCACUCGCAGGUGCUGGUGCUGGACGGCACAGGGGGGCUCAUCACGGCUGCUGCCGCGCAGAGGAUGGGAGGCCACGGCGCCAUCUGCAGCGCCUUCUAUGCCUCGCAUGUGUCCCACGCGCCCUCCAUCGACAUCAUCCGCCAUCUCAACCUCUCGCUGCCUGCUGCCGCCAUGUAUGUCAGUGCCACCCCUCCCUCACUGCUGCCGCUGCCAUAA